ACUUGGAGCGCCUUUGGUGACGAGACAGCACAGCCACCACUCCAGCAGCAGCAACAGCAGCAGCCAGGGAUAACAGAGGCUCCUGCCUCUGCUGCUUCAGGACCAUCAGCAGCAGGAGGAGCAGGAACAGCAGCAGCAGGAGGGGGAGCAGCAGGAGGGGCAGCUGCCUCGGCAGCAGCACCAACAGCGGCUCAGAAGGCACCUGCAGCACGAGCAGCCAUUCCCGAGGACUUUUUCACCAACCUCCUCCCAGCGCCUACAGUCAAAAACGACCUGCCCUAUCUUGGAGGCUAUGCCGCCCCUCCUGCCCCCACCCCUGCUGUCACCGAUACAAGCUCACUCGCUUUUGGCUCUCCAGGAACAGUGGCAGCUGCAGCAUCUGCAUAUGGGGCAUACGGGCAGCCUCCCAUGUCCGCUUUGGGUCUGCCACCCCAAGCCAUGGACAUGCCGGCCUACCAGAUGGGAGGACCCGCUACAGGACAAGCCAUGCCGUCCGCCUAUGAUCAAUUCCUCUCCACUACAGCGACCGCCCCUGCUCCUUUCCCCGGUGCCCCUGGUGGUGCUGCUGCUGGUCUCGGUGCCUCUGGUUUUGGUGCUGCCGCUGCUGCUCCUACUGGUGAUGGUGGCGGUGCAAUUUCAACCGAAGCAGCAGCGCCAGCAGCAGCAGCAGCCAAGUCGACCAAUCCCUUUGCUUUUGAUGAUGACGAUGAGGAGGAGGAAGUUGCAGCUCCUGUUGCUGGUUCUCAGCCAUUCUCUAUGGACCCAUUGGCCUCUGCGCUCCCUGGAGGGUAUAUCACCACUCCCGGCACUGCUGCUGCCCCAUUUCAGUCCCCUCAGCAGCAGAACGCUGCAGCAUUCGCCCAUGGACCAGAUCUCUCCCCACAACCCUCCGCCUUCUCCCCCUCCACUCCUCCUCAACCCUCCGACCCAUUCGGCGCGCCUCUCCCCGGCCAAACCACCUCACCUGGUCUGGCCGGACCGGCUGGUGGGUUCGGAGGUGCCGCGCCUGGAGGGGGCGUGAGUGUGUCUGCUGAUCUCUUUGGGGCUGGGUUCGGGUGGGGGGGAGCGGGAGCAGGAAGGGGAGGAGCAGGGGGAGGAGGAGGAGGAGCAGUGCGAGGAGCAGGUAUGGGAGGUCAUAAUCCAGUGCCUCCUGCCGCUGGUGGUGGGGGGAUGUCUGCUUCUAUCGAUUUCGGAUUCCUCGGAGGUGGAGGUGGUGGUGCUGCUGCCUCUGGUUUUGCUCCCGGUGCUGCAGCCGGUGGUGGGAAUUAUGGAUUAGCGCCUGCUACUGGAGGAGCAGCAGGAGGAUCAUCUAUGGAUCCUUUUGCAUCCCUGAUGCCGACCGGGGCAUCAGCUGCUAGUGCGCAUCCUCCGGCUCCUGCUGCUGGUGAAGCUGCGGCUGCUCCUGCAUCCUCUUUUGAUGGUUUCUCGUGGUAG
Closterium sp. Yama58-4 is the source of this 1434-nucleotide messenger RNA. Lineage: Eukaryota; Viridiplantae; Streptophyta; Zygnematophyceae; Desmidiales; Closteriaceae. The record is from the annotation of a GenBank genome assembly.